AUGCCCGAUGAACCCGAAAGCAGCGAGGAGAGCCAGGAUGCGCAAGGAGAGGAGCAGGAACUCGUCAGGUUUCGUAGAUGGAUUGCGAUGACGCCAGACAGCAAAUGGAGAGAGUUCCGAGGCACUGCAGAUAUGGUGAACGUCGGUCGCGGCAGAGAUCUUGUCGGUGAGCCUUGGUUACUGUAGUUUUAACCACUAGGGGAGUAUUUUCUUUAAAAUCAACGGCUAUGCUGAAAAUUGAAGUAUUCUGAGUCAAAGUUUCAGACCGAUAGGAUUAUCUGGUCCCGAGAUUGUAUGUGGAUGUGAGACCAAAAAGCCAGCAAUUCUCACAAUAACCCGGCCUUUUCGGUCUCAAACCUGUAUAUCUCGGGACCAGUUGAUUUGAUCGGUAUGAAACUUGGACCCAACAUAUUUCCAUUCAAGUCCAAAAAGCCUGCAAAUUUUGGUCCGAUCGGAACGUUGCAUGUGGGUCUAAAAUCCAGGACUCGGCAGGCAUUCGAAAAUCUUAGGCAAUUUUCCCAAUUUUUUUCAAAAAAACCUCCUUCUACUAUUUGUCUUGAAGUCUAAGUCCCCUUUUUUAGAACUUGUGGAUAGCAUGAUGGUCGCACGAAUGAAUCAUUUUAACCAUUUGAUGAACGGCUGGAGAAUAAUGAGAGGAGGAUUAUCUAUAAGAAAUGCGGACUGGAUAUACAGCGAGAUGAUGGCUUCCCUGUCUUCACUGCAACAGUUCGAAAUGGCAAACUUCACGAGGGAAAACAAUUGGACACAACCCAGACACCUCGGACAAUUCCCCGGCUACCUAAGCGAUUGUCCAGUCAGAGACGGUGGCACGAUGUCUGUCGUUACCUCCGGCCAGGUAAAAUGACUGUCAUUCGCUGUUUACAUGCGUUACUUUUUUCUUAUUUCAGACUCAAUCGUCCGGACCGGUAACAGUUAGAUUGGUGGGACCGGAUAAUCAGAGUAUGAGUCAAGAAGAGUACUUGAGAAUGCUUUUCGGAGACUUUGUGCCAGAAGAGUUGAGAAGAAUGUGAGUGAUAGAUCUAUACGCUGGGAAGAGAAGGUUAUGAGGUUUCAGGUUGAAUGAGAAUGCGGUUAAUGUAGAGAGUAGCAGAGUUGAAGAACUGCCGGAUGAUUCUGAAGGAACUAGCGCACAAUUUACUGAAUACGCCGCGAGGAUUGUGAGGUCAAAUAGGAACAACGUCAACAGAAGGAAUCCGUCGAGGUUAGCAUUAAAACGUUGGACUGAUGUUAAUGAAUCAACAUUCAGACCAUAUCGGCCAACUGGUGGAUCCAAUCAAUCAACGCGACGACCCAACUCAAACAGGAAUCCACAUCAACCGGUGGCACAAACAGCACCUCAGAGAUUAUGUCACGGAGUCGGAUUCACUUUAAAUCGCCGGAAUGGAAACCUCAACAUCACCUCUUUAUCCGACGGCAAUGCUGCUCCGCCUUCAAACUUCACACAUACGGCUAUAUCUUCAAGUUCGAGAUCUCACACAAAUAGGAGCAACCAGAACAGCUAUCGAGGCAGAGGAAACCAGAGGAACACGGCUCCUGCACGUGCUCAACUACAAUCCGUUCCUGCUCAGAGACGAGGAAAUGUACUGCAGGAGACACCAAUCCUCUCGUCAUCCCAAUCAAGAAGGGAACCAAAUCCGAUUCCGGCACCUAUUCCCCUCAUGUCCGCCCCGACAUACGCAGCUUCAACGAUGUUUCAAACAGACUUGCACUCAGAUUGUCAGACACAAGUGCUCGCACUUUUGGUUGUGCAAAAAACUAACGGGGAAAUGGUGUCAAUGGGAUACAUUCCCGUUAACUACCAUGCACUGAACAAUCCGAAUGUUCUAAAUGGAACUCCUCUACAAAAGCGACAUGAGCAGCCCAGUUCUUCGGUCAGCUCAAGGUCAAGAUCUUCUUUGAGAUCUCAACAAACGUAAGUUUUCAGAAGAAUAAGCUUUUUUUGCACGAUUCUAUUCCGUUUCAGUUCGUCGUCUCGAUCGGAUUCAAUGAGAACGCAACGAAGUAGCCCCGGGAUGCUGCCAAACGAUGAUUCUGGCUUCUGCACUGAAUUCGAAACAACGCCAGAUGCGACAAGAGGGAACACACCAGCGCACAAAGAGCCAAAGUCUCGUGAAAUGGAUACGCAGACUAUCGCAAGUGGUCCCACUGAACAACAGAGAACUUCUGCUCCGAAAAGAGCAGAAGAACAUAGUGCACGGUCAAUUCUGGGAGAAAAAGAGGUCCCGCAAGUUCAAGCAGAACCAAAGUUUGUUCGCUCUUACGCCGAUGUCGUCACCAUUAGAGAAGCCUUCAAAGCUAACAGGUAUUCACAAUAA
This is a messenger RNA of Caenorhabditis sp. 36 PRJEB53466, 2336 nucleotides long. NCBI's taxonomy places the organism in Eukaryota, Metazoa, Nematoda, Chromadorea, Rhabditida, Rhabditidae. The record is from the annotation of a GenBank genome assembly.